CACUCCGGCUAUUUCUGCUGUCUGUCGCUAUUGCUAGACUGUCCAGUGCUAACAGUUUGCUAGACUAUUGCUAGACUGUCCAGUGCUAACAGUUUGCUAGACUAUUGCUAGACUGUCCAGUGCUAACAGUUUGCUAGACUAUUGCUAGACUGUCCAGUGCUAACAGUUUGCUAGACUAUUGCUAGACUGUCCAGUGCUAACAGUUUGCUAGACUAUUGCUAGACUGUCCAGUGCUAACAGUUUGCUAGACUAUUGCUAGACUGUCCAGUGCUAACAGUUUGCUAGACUAUUGCUAGACUGUCCAGUGCUAACAGUUUGCUAGACUAUUGCUAGACUGUCCAGUGCUAACAGUUUGCUAGACUAUUGCUAGACUGUCCAGUGCUAACAGUUUGCUAGACUAUUGCUAGACUGUCCAGUGCUAACAGUUUGCUAGACUAUUGCUAGACUGUCCAGUGCUAACAGUUUGCUAGACUAUUGCUAGACUGUCCAGUGCUAACAGUUUGGCAGAUUUAGUCUCUUUUUUGUUGUUGUUUGUUUCCGUCUCUCGCUUUCUUUUCCUCUCGGUCUCUCUCACCCCCCUUUUGCCUGGAGUUUGUAGCUUGGAGUUUCCCUGGCACUGCCUCUCUUGUUAUUGUGCUGACUCGCUGCUCCUCUUUCCUCCAGCUCUGCUGUUCACUGUGGGAGGGAGCGAGAGAAAAAAGAUAGAGGGAGGGAGGGGAGAAAGGGGAUCAGCCAGCUGAGAAGUGGGCGACUGGAUCAGACACUGAGACAGAGCAGGAGGUGAACAUGUCUCACCGGCUGCGUCUGUACUUUGGCUCUGGCCGCAGCAACACAGCUCCAGAAAUGGAGGAGCUGGAAGGGCAGUCCCAGAACCAGGACGGCAACGAUGUCGCCAUGACAUUCCACAUGCAGCAGCCUCACCGGCCUCAGCGCUGGAGCAGCCCAGAAUCAACUACCUUCUCCUGGUGUCCUGAGAGAGAUCUGCCUAUGAGUGCCUUCUCUGUGCCUUGGCAACGGCCUGAGAGAGAGAUCUACUUUGGGCCUCGUCCCGUGUCUGAGAGCCCCCUCGCUGGUCAUGGAGGUCCUGGAGACUCCUCACUCAAACGAAGCUCCUCCAUGUUUAUACCCCAGCUGACUUCUGCCGAGCCACGGCCCACAAAGAGUUCUUCUAUGCAGAUCUCUCUCCAACGGUCCUCCGGUGCCGGGCCUGUUGGAGCCGAAGAGCCACCACAAUGUCCGCCACCCAGCUACACCCCGGGACCUGCUCCGGCCUACACAGAACCAGACAGGAACUACCACUACGCUCUACCACCACCACCUCACUACAGCCGAGACGCUUCAUCUACGGUCAGCUCACCACCUCACUACAGCCGAGAGGCUUCAUCUACGGUCAGCUCACCACCUCACUACAGCCGAGAGGCUUCAGGGAGCUCCAGUUCUGCCAUGCCUCAUGAUGGGAAUCGACAGCCCACAGAGCCUGCUCAACCCAAGCGAAGGGUUUUCUGCGUCACACCCCAAGAUGACUCAAGCGGUCAGGUCAGCUCAGCUAUGUCUAACGGAAAUGGAGGCUCACCGGGAAUCAGCAUCGGAGGCUUCCACAUCUCAAGGAACUCCUCAGAUGGAUCUGAAGUCCAGCAGUUCAGGAUCGGCUAUGGCUCUGGCAGUCAAGGAGCUGGGCCCUGCCGCUGGUCCGUCCAGCAGCAGAACUCUGACCCGGGUCAACCUGGCAACACUCAAAGGCUUGUGUUCCAGCUUGGACAGCAGGACCAAGCCAGACAGGCCAACAACAUGAACCUUGUGGCCACAAGUGAGGGCACCGAUCUGGGCUUCACUGGCUCCAAGGGAGGGCGUGUGGUACGUUACCCCAAGAUCCGGCUGGAGAGAAGCUCUUCGCAUCAGCGGCUGCCCCGUGGGAACCACCAGACGUUCGGUGAUGUUCGGGAUCCUCAGGGCAUUGAAGGAAACCCUUCAGAGAUGGACGGUCAAAGUAUGGAUAUUGAAGAUGGCUGUACUUUCAACAUCAGGAGAGAACCGCGCAAGCGGCAGCCUCACUUCAAGAUUUCUUUCAGUCAGAAUGGUGAUCCCCCUACCGUACAGGAUAUAAGCCUGGGAAAUGGUCAGACGAGGGAUGAUUUCCUGGGACAGGUCGAUGUGCCUCUCAAUCAUUUACCGACCGAGGACCCUACGAUGGAGCGGCCGUACACGUUUAAAGAUUUCCUCCUACGGCCACGAAGGUCAGUUCCAGACUACCGACGAAGCCACAAGUCCCGGGUGAAGGGUUAUCUACGGCUAAAGAUGGCCUACCUGCCAAAGACUGGAGGCCCGGAGGAAGAGACCACUGAAGGGAUUACCAGGGAAGAGGCGGAGGGCUGGGAAGUGAACGACUCCGCCGAUCCCAGCGUCCAGAGGCCCCAGGCGGUCCAGCCCCCACUGCCCCCAGGAUGGGAGGAGAAGGUUGAUAACCUGGGCAGAACCUACUACGUCAACCACAACAACCGCUAUACACAGUGGAAACGACCCAGUAACGUGGAUGAUGUUUCGGAGGUGGAGAAUGACAAUCAGCAGCGGGCGAACAGCAUCCAGGCCCACCGGGUUUUCAGGUCCAGACGACACAUCUCUGAAGACCUGGAGAAUGAACACACAGAACCCAGAGACAUGGAAGAUUCGUUUGAGCCAAUCACUGAAGAGAGUCCAGACGGCCCCCUACCUGGCCCCUCCUCCUCAAUGGUGACGGCCAUCCCCCAAACGCCUGCCCCUCCGCCCCUCCAGGAGUUCUCAGAGGAGAUCAACCUGCACCUCUCUCUCUCUCCAGCCCCAUCCGGCCCCCCGCCUGACAUCAACGGAGAGGUGGCCGUCCCCAGCCACGCCGCGGCUGUGCAGAGUCAUCUGACCUCCAGGCUGCGCUCCUCCAGUAUGACAGAUGGGGUCAGUGACCAGGCCCAGCCUCCUCCAGCGCAGAGCUCCCAGACCAGAAGAACCAGAGCUUUAACAGUCACUGGAGUUGAGGAGCCCAUGCUGUCCUGCUUCUGCUGGCCUGCUUCUUCUCAAUCGGCAGCCUAUGCCCUGACCACACCAGGCCUACCUCCAGGAUGGGAGGAGAGGAAGGACGCCAAGGGACGCACGUAUUACGUCAAUCAUAACAACCGCUGCACCACCUGGACCAAGCCUAUCCUCCAGCACACUGAAGACGAGGCGAGUACCUCUGACUCCGGGGCUGAAGCCGCCUCCACCUCUUCCUCAGCCAACAACAAUAGCCACCUGAUUGAACCGCAAAUACGCCGCGCCCGUAGUCUCAGUUCCCCUACCGUUACCCUGUCCUCCCCCUUAGAGGGGGCAGCCAACAACAUAGCUGUGCGUCGGGCGGUGAAGGACACCCUCUCCAACCCCCAGUCCCCCCAGCCCUCCCCCUACAGCUCCCCCAAGUCAGGACAUCAGUCCCAGCAGAGCUUCCUGCCCCCGGGGUGGGAGAUGAGGAUAGCACCCAACGGAAGACCCUUCUUCAUAGACCACAACAGCAGGCUCACCACAUGGGAGGACCCAAGGUUGAAGUAUCCAGUCCACAUGAGAACAAAGGCCUCUCUGGACCCUGGUGACCUGGGGCCUCUUCCUCCUGGCUGGGAGGAACGGGUCCAUGCAGACGGCAGGACCUUCUACAUUGACCACAACACCAAAGCCACUCAAUGGGAGGAUCCUCGUCUACAGAGUCCUGCUAUCACAGGGCCUGCUGUGCCAUACUCUAGAGAAUUCAAACAGAAAUACGAUUACUUCAGAAAGAAGUUGAAGAAACCGGCGGACAUCCCUAACAGGUUUGAGAUGAAGCUACACAGGACCAACAUCUUUGAGGAGUCGUAUCGCCGUAUCAUGUCUCUGAAGAGACCAGAUAUCCUGAAGGCCCGCCUCUGGAUCGAGUUUGAGUCAGAGAAGGGGCUGGACUACGGAGGUGUGGCCAGGGAGUGGUUCUUCCUGUUGUCUAAGGAGAUGUUCAACCCUUACUAUGGACUCUUUGAAUACUCAGCCACAGAUAACUACACACUACAGAUCAACCCUAACUCUGGGCUGUGUAACGAGGACCACCUCUCAUACUUCAAGUUCAUUGGUCGAGUGGCAGGGAUGGCCGUGUUCCAUGGGAAGCUAUUGGACGGCUUCUUCAUCAGACCAUUCUACAAGAUGAUGCUCGGGAAGCAGAUCACACUGAAAGACAUGGAGUCAGUGGACAGUGAAUACUACAACUCUCUGAAGUGGAUCCUGGAGAAUGAUCCUACUGAGCUGGACCUGCGGUUCUGUAUCGAUGAGGAUAACUUUGGACAGACGUAUCAGGUGGAUCUGAAACCCAGUGGUGGUGACAUGGUGGUGACCAACCACAACAAAAUGGAAUACAUCGAUCUUGUCAUUCAGUGGAGGUUUGUGAACCGGGUCCAGAAACAGAUGAAUGCCUUCUUGGAGGGAUUCACUGAACUCACUCUCAUCGACCUCAUCAAGAUAUUUGAUGAAAACGAGCUUGAGCUGUUGAUGUGUGGUCUGGGUGACGUGGAUGUGAAUGACUGGAGACAACACACCGUCUACAAGAACGGAUACUGCCCCAACCACCCAGUUAUACAGUGGUUCUGGAAGGCUGUCCUGCUGAUGGAUGCUGAGAAGAGGAUCCGUCUGCUUCAGUUUGUCACCGGGACGUCCAGAGUCCCUAUGAACGGCUUUGCUGAACUCUAUGGUUCCAAUGGGCCUCAGCUGUUCACCAUUGAGCAGUGGGGAACAGCUGAUAAGCUGCCCAGAGCACACACCUGCUUCAACAGGCUGGACCUGCCUACCUACGAGUCGUUUGAUGACCUCCGAGAGAGGCUGCUGAUGGCUGUGGAGAACGCUCAAGGCUUCGAGGGUGUCGAUUAAACUAACGUCAGCCAUCUUGGUUGAAUACCACCACGGAGACGACACACCACCACAGGACAGAACGUUUAAAAACCAACUGCCACAGAACGUUAAAAAAACAACUGACUGACUGCCAUUCUACAGCUGCAGACCGUGGCCGUAGCAGGGUCAUCCUGCAAGCAUGUUAUAUGCACAUGAUCAACCACCGAGGUUACUUUGAGACUGUAGUGAAUGUGACAGAGACAACGAGCCAUGUCUGUCUUCUCCUAUGUCAAGGUGCUGGGGAACAUGGCCACUACAGUGUAGCCAAUGCAAAACACUGCACCCCUGUCUGAAAUCUGCAGUGCUGGAAUCUCUGAUGCUUUUCAAUAUGAAUAUCUCUCCUGUUGUUGUAUUUGACACCCACCAUCCCUGUGACUUCACUGUGCUGUGGAGUGCAUAGCCUUAACCUGCUGGUUACUGCAUUCUGUAUGAAAGGAAUCAAAUUACUACUCUUCUCUCUAAGUUAAGCUGCCUGUUACUGCAUUCUGUAUGAAAGGAAUCAAAUUACUACUCUCUCUAAGUUAACCUGCUGGUUACUGCAUUCUGUAUGAAAGGAAUCAAAUUACUACUCUUCUCUCUAAGUUAAGCUGCCUGUUACUGCAUUCUGUAUGAAAGGAAUCAAAUUACUACUCUUCUCUCUAAGUUAAGCUGCCUGUUACUGCAUUCUGUAUGAAAGGAAUCAAAUUACUACUCUCUCUAAGUUAACCUGCUGGUUACUGCAUUCUGUAUGAAAGGAAUCAAAUUACUACUCUUCUCUCUAAGUUAAGCUGCCUGUUACUGCAUUCUGUAUGAAAGGAAUCAAAUUACUACUCUUCUCUCUAAGUUAACCUGCUGGUUACUGCAUUCUGUAUGAAAGGAAUCAAAUUACUACUCUUCUCUCUAAGUUAACCUGCUGGUUACUGCAUUCUGUAUGAAAGGAAUCAAAUUACUACUCUUCUCUCUAAGUUAACCUGCUGGUUACUGCAUUCUGUAUGAAAGGAAUCAAAUUACUACUCUCUCUAAGUUAACCUGCUGGUUACUGCAUUCUGUAUGAAAGGAAUCAAAUUACUACUCUUCUCUCCAAGUUAACCUGCUGGUUACUGCAUUGUGUAUAUAUAAUCACUGAUCGAUUGGAAUCCUGCAUUGAUCAAUCACUACUUAACUCCUCUCCAGGUUACCUUACUGCUACAGUACUACACUACCAGAUAACCUUAGGAAUGCUAACCAAUCACAGAUUCACUAAUGAGGAUAUAAGCCUAGCCAUGUCUCUCUCACUGUUCGACUACUAUGCCUGCCUGGUCCCACCUCUCUCCCUACUUCUCCCUCCCUUCCUCUCUCUCUCUCUCUCUCUCCCCCCUCCCUUUCUUUCUCUCACUACCUCACUCCCUACCUCUCUCUCUCUUUCCCUCUCUCUCUCUUUCCCCCUCUCUCUCUUUCCCCCUCUCUCUCUUUCCCCCUCUCUCUCUUUCCCCCUCUCUCUCUUUCCCCCUCUCUCUCUUUCCCCCUCUCUCUCUUUCGCCCUCUCUCUCUUUCGCCCUCUCUCUCUUUCGCCCUCUCUCUCUUUCCUCCCUCCCUCCCUCCCUCCCUCCCUCCCUCCCUCCCUCCCUCCCUCCCUCUACCUGUCUGUAGAAUAAGGUCUAUCCACCAGGGAAAUGCACGGGGCUUUUUCUCACUACAAGGACUCGUUAUUAUUUUAUUUUGCAAGCCAAGAAGGAACGGGAUAAUUUUUAUUUGAAUUUUAAUGUCGUUAUUAUUAUCAUUGUUAUGGAAAACACACUUCUGACUUAUUUGUACCGAUGAUAAACGUUUACUAUUUUGACUGUGUAUAAGAAGACUGUGUAAAUCUGGCCAUUGGAAAACAAUGAUAUUAGGGUGACUUAAAUAAUAACAUGGUUAUUGUAGUGCCAAGAAAACAGCAUGAAAAUGUUAUCUUGUGUUUGCUUAUUCUCUUUGGUUUAAACUAAGAUCCUUCUUGGGAUAAAAAGGAACCAUUUUGUGAACUCAGAGGUUUUCCUCACAAUGGUAAUAUCAAUACUGUUAUGCUUAUCCUUCCCUGUUUAUAAUGCUGUAAAUUCAUUUCUUGAAAAACAUUUAGAAAUUGUUUCAUUAUUAUAUAUACAUGUAUAACAUUUAAUAAUAAAGUAUUAAUAAUGAAUAACACAUGAAGCUGAACUGUGAGAGGUGGCUGUGAUUUGCCACUAAUAGAAGAGCAGCAAGUUCUUCCAA
Messenger RNA from Salmo salar (Atlantic salmon), 7110 nucleotides. NCBI's taxonomy places the organism in Eukaryota, Metazoa, Chordata, Actinopteri, Salmoniformes, Salmonidae. The record is from RefSeq and is a predicted model, not a curated record.